AUGGAUGCUCAAUUAGAUGCCCCAACUGCCAGUGUGAAGGAGAUGGUCGAUUUUGUGGACAUUCUUCAUCCAGGAAGCAUGCACACUUUGCCGGAGGUCAACGGGGGAAUGAAAAAGCACAAACUCCUUAGGGAAGAUAUUCUUCCAGCAAUGGCUACUAACAGAAAAGUUCAGCGGUUGCUCAAUGAGUUUAUGGAUCUCCUCUCUGAAUAUGAAAUAACAGAAACAAAUCAAGAACAAAAUCAGCUUACACCUGCAAUAGCAACGGUGCCAGAACCAGGUCAAAUGGACUCCACCAUUCGUAUGACUGAACAAAUGAAUUUGGCACCACCAGCAACAAAUCUAACAGACUGCAAUCUGCCAGCAACAGAUGAAAUUCCAUCUGCGAUGCCAACCAUAGAUCAAAUGGAUUGUACCACACGAGCAACUGAUCCAGUGGGUUCUGCCUUGCAAACAACAGAUCAAACACAAUACAACCCGCUAAUCACAGAUCAAGUGAAUUUGGAACCAACAGAUAAACUGAAUCUGGUGCCACCUGCAAAGGAGUGCUCGGCUUCCAUCCUGUAA
Molecule: messenger RNA, 567 nt
Organism: Ilex paraguariensis (yerba mate)
Lineage: Eukaryota; Viridiplantae; Streptophyta; Magnoliopsida; Aquifoliales; Aquifoliaceae
Source: the annotation of a GenBank genome assembly